AUGGCAUCUAUCAGCGAGAACAGGCCUUCUUUCCAGAACCUCGAUCCUGACAGUGACCAUGCCAAAAAAAUAAAAUCCGUCCUCCAGACUGCAAACUGGGAUUAUCUCUGCGCUAAAGCGGUAGUACUCCGCCAGCAGGGGCAACCACAUGUCUAUGGCACCCGUACCUGUUCGGUGGAUGCAAGGAAAUUUGCCAGCGGCUUUUACAAUAUGGUGGUUGCACUCACCUUCUCGGAUUCGGUUCAGUGGGUAGCAAGAAUUGCGCUGCCCCGAGAGGGAGAAAGUGCCGACAUGUACCGAUCUCUCAUGAGCGAGGUAGCUACAAUGAAUUUGAUCCGCACCAGAACGACAAUUCCUGUCGCCGAAGUCUUUGCAUACGGCUUUCCUACAGAAGACUUUGGCUUUGCCUAUAUAUUAAUGGAGGCUCUUCCAGGCAAAAUUCUAGACAACCGAAUAGCACUCUCAGUCCCGGAUCAGCAUAUGAGGGAUUUCGCUACUCAACUGGCCAAUUAUGUCUAUGAGCUAAGCACCAUACAAUUCAGCAAAAUCGGUCGCAUCAUGCCCUCCGACUCGUCUGAGGGGGUGGAAUUGUCUUCCUCUUCUAUUGCAGGCUCUGGGAACCGUAUUCUGUCCACCUCGCUAGAAUUUUUUUACCACUUGCGCAAAGAGCAGACAAAGGCGAUUCUUGAAGGCCACAAAAACGAACAGCAGUGGGAGGCGGCGGCAUGGUUCCUUGAAAAGACAUUGACAUCGAUGAUCACCGAAGAGCAUAUCUACGGCCCGUUUCCAUUGUCUCACCUAGACCUUCACUACGGCAACAUCCUCGUCGAUGAAAACUACAGAAUCACGGGUAUCUUGGAUUGGAGCUGUGCUCAGACGGUUCCUAUUGAGCGGUUUGCCAUUUGUCCAGAAUUGAUCGCCCCUCCGGCUGCGCCAGUGGAGUUCAAACAAGCCGUAUUUGACUUCCGGGACAUGUUCCUUGAAGAGCUAGAAAAGAUUGAGACAGAAAGGGACAGAGCUUCGCCUGCGAUACGGAUGUAA
Molecule: messenger RNA, 1041 nt
Organism: Penicillium riverlandense
Lineage: Eukaryota; Fungi; Ascomycota; Eurotiomycetes; Eurotiales; Aspergillaceae
Product: phosphotransferase family protein
Exons: 1
Coding region: 1-1041 (346 amino acids)
Source: RefSeq, a predicted model, not a curated record